UCGAGGGUAACACUACUAAAUCCUGACAAUGGCAAAUGUGACCAAGAAAUCCACUUCCAGAACGAAUCUUUCUGCUUUUUCGAUGAAUACUCAAGCAGUGGCCAAGCCUGUCACACCGAUAAAGACCAAGGCAGCCUACAAACUUUAUCCCCCAAGCAUUCUUAAUGGAACGGGCCUAAAGAACAACAAACGUAGGAAACGUGGCCUACAAAGGAGUUGCACCAGGAAGGAUUCUGAAGAAUUAACUCCACCCAUGGCAAAGAAAGGCAAAGAUUCACCACUAGUGGAGGAGUCGCAGCCUUUGAUGGAGCAACCUACAAAUCCUAUUGAGGAUCGACCCACUACCUGUGAAGCAAGCACCAUGACGGAUGCUGAAGAAGUAACUCCACCCUUGCUGAAGAAAGGUAAAUAUUCACCACCAGUGGAGGAACCACAGCCUCUGGUGGACCAAACUGCAAAGCCUGCUGAAGAUCGACCCACUACCUGUGAAGCAAGCACCAUGACUGAUCCUGAAGAAGUAACUCUACCUGUGCUGAAGAUGGAGGAGACACAGCCUCUGGUGGACCAACCCACUACCUGUGAAGCAAGCACCAUGACUGAUGCUGAAGAAACAACUCCACCUGUGCAGAAAGAAAGAUGGAGGAGUCACAGCCUCUAG
Messenger RNA from Peromyscus leucopus (white-footed mouse), 658 nucleotides. Its product is annotated as testis-specific gene A8 protein-like. The record is from RefSeq and is a predicted model, not a curated record. The transcript is spliced from 2 exons. Lineage: Eukaryota; Metazoa; Chordata; Mammalia; Rodentia; Cricetidae. The coding region runs from base 29 to 658 and encodes 209 amino acids.